Plasmodium inui San Antonio 1 is the source of this 3513-nucleotide messenger RNA. RefSeq lists its product as hypothetical. The transcript has a single exon. NCBI's taxonomy places the organism in Eukaryota, Apicomplexa, Aconoidasida, Haemosporida, Plasmodiidae. The record is from RefSeq and is a predicted model, not a curated record. Bases 1 to 3513 code for a protein of 1170 amino acids.
AUGGUAAAACUUGUAUCCUUCUUGUUAGCGAGGAAGAAAAGGAUAACAUCGGUCAGCAUUUUAGAGGGAGCCUUGGCAUACUACGUGGUGAGACGGCUUAGUAGCCUGUUCUUUGCUGAAGCGAGGACAAAUUAUGACAUAGAAAUCUGCUCAUGUCAUGAGUUAAGUGUGAGCAAUCUGUUUCACUCCAAGGUUAUUCAUUUGGGUCGGGUGGAUGGUGAUGAGGAGCUGACAAACUUUCUCCGGAAAGUUAUACUUCGAGAGGAGCAACAAAAUUCGUCCGCCAAUUUAGAGGAAGAUCCACCCCCGGAGGAGAAACCUCACUUGAGCAGGAAUAGCGCACGCACAAGUGAAAAAUGCAGCCGAUGGAAUGCCUUCCUUUUAAAAAUUCUCCUUCUCUUAUAUGCCAAUGGGAGGGAAAGGAACAAGAAUUAUUUUGGCCAACUGGCCUCUUACGUCAUAUCACUUUUUCAUUGCGAAAAUGGAGUUAUCAAAAAGAAGGACAAACUGCUCUUCAUGUUUCUCUUUUUUUUCCUCUUCACAAAGAGAGACCCAUGGAAGGGAAGCAGACGCCACGUAGGGGGACGUUAUUCCCAGUUCGCCACGAAGCCAGACAGAAAAAAAAAAAAAAAAAAAAAAAUCCCCGACAACUGCAAAUCUUUUUAUGAGCAACUCAGGAGAAGGAGAUGUGACAAGUUAACACUCCUAGCUGCACACAAAUUUCUGCGCAGUGGUUUGUGCCACGUGCAUCUCAUCAAAGAUGAUGCCAAUGCGCAGUUGAACGCAGAAGAGGACAAAAAGAGAAUCCUAAUUCUAUGUAAGAAGUCGCUUCGCUACCUCAGCGAGGUGUGUGAAAAUUGGAAAAGUUGGCAAAAUGGCGAGAGCAGUGGUAACUAUCCCAACUGCAUGAACAGGUCAGGCGAACUUGCGGGGGAGAUAAAAAACCUUUCGGAUAAGGAAAAACACGAGCGGUUAAAGAAGAUACCCCUCUGGAAACUGCUGAGCAGAAUGAACCACAGGAGGGCAUGCGGUUGGGGAUCUGCUAGGGGAAGGAGGAAACGUGCCAAUUGGGGCAGCUUAAUGGAGGGGAGUAAGGAGAAAGCGUCACCGGGGCAAGAAGAGCCUAACCAAGAUGGACAGAGCCACGUAGACCUAUGCAACCGUCCCCCUAGUGAAGAGACACUCUUUACCUUAACCUGCCUAUGCAUAUCCCUGCUAUGCAACCCCAACUGCUACAACCAUUACUACCGUCUGAUGGGUCUGCUGAGGGGGAGGAGGAGCUUCCACUUACACGAGCGAGUGAACCACUUCGUGAACGAGUUAGCUAAGCAGGACGCCAAGUGCCAGCAUGUCUGGAACAUGAAGAAUGCCCUCCUCUACCUGUACGUGGAGAUGUGCCUUAAGAGGGAACACCCAGUUGUGAAAAGAGGGAAGCAAAAAAAGGGUAGGCAACGUUUACGUCGAAUGGGCCUUUCACUCAACCGUAAGGGGGUGCCUACCGACGGUCUACCAUCCAAACGGUCCCCAAGUUGGACACAAAGAAAAGGCAAAAAAAACGCGCAUGCAUCUUCAAAUGGGGUAAUUUUAAAAUACGUGAAGGAGGACUUCCGAUUUUUUGAAAACAUCUUGGAGCUCAAGUCGUACAACUACGUGGCCACGUCGCAUAUCUGCACAUUUAAUCAGCUUAUUGGUUUUCUCUGGGUGAGGAAGAGGAGCAGUCGUUCUGAGAGCACCUCAAUUAGUAAAGCGAUGGAGGAACUCUUUUACACACUUGUGAGGAAAAAUGCCUACUACUACGGCAUGCACAAUUCAUUCCUUCUGGUCCAUCUCCAAGAUGUGUAUCUGUCCCUGAUGGAGCGAUUAAGUCGCAGCUACUUCGUUGUCGUAAGGACGAACCUCUUCACGUAUAGUUUCGACUUAGUCAGAGGGCAUGAACUGUGCAGUGACGCGCGAUGGGAGAUGGGGAAAGGGGGGGUGGCUGCCACUAAUCCCUAUGACAGUCACCCCUAUGGCAGUCACACCAAUAGAAGUCACCGAUGUGGCUACAAGUGCUAUGGCUACCACCCCCCCAAGCGUGGGCACACAAGUAACAACCAUCGCAGCGAUGGUCAACAAGACGGGGGAGAGGGACCCAUACAGGCAAUGCUGAACCCCAUGGAGAAGAUCACCCACAAGGACCAAGCGUACAUGGGAUACCCCCCCGCGGGAAGGCAAUUUUCCCACCACAAAAGUACAUACCUUGAGUUUAUCCUCUUUGAAAGGGGCGAAAAAGAAAAGAAAAAAAAAGAAAAUGUAGAAAAAAAUUAUGAACAGGUCAGAAACCUUACGCCGCAAAUAUUAUACACAAAAUUGAAAAGCAAAAUGAAGAAAUAUAAACUUCUUUCCAGACAGAUGAUCCACCUGUUGGACAGACUAUAUUGCGAAAGAAUUUACAUUCAUUUUUAUUCCAAUGCGCUGAGGAAUGUGCUGUACUGCCGAUGCAACUGUAACUUCUUUUUCCUCGAGGUGGUCUGCAAUGUGGUCCUACCGCUCCAGCUGAAGGGGCGAAAUGGAGGGAAGAAUGAUUCACCACUUCGGAGAAGCGAUGAAUGGAAAGGAGAACCCCCUGUGGAAAACCAACAAGCAGAAAGGAAAACACACAGACAGGAAGAAACAUCACGGCUGCUGCGCUCUGUAGACCGUUAUCUCGCGAAAGAAUUAAAAUACCUCUUCCAUGAGUACACCCGCUUCAGAGUAAAAUAUAUCGAGAAAAACAAAAACAAUCUGACGAAGCGGGUUAGCCGACUGCUCAAACGGUGCUUACACAUUCGUAACACGUGGUAUCACAGCCGCGCUUCGACAAAAGAGGACAUUAAAACGAUGCGGAAAGGAUGGUCUGCAAAUGGGUUGCCCACGGUUGGCCAUCACAGCGAGGAUGACUUCUCUUCCCACCCCAGAGAGGAGAAGACAGAACAAACAGGAGAAGCGACGUGCCCCCCCGUUCUGCUAAGCUAUUAUGGCAUCUUUUUCAAGUGCAUAAUUUACACCAUACAUGAAUACGCUUUGCAAAUAUCUCGGGUGCUACGCGGGGGGGGAGGCCACAAGGGAAGUACAAGCCGGAGAUUCAGACAAGUCCAAUCGUCAUCUGCUAACCGAGAACAUUUGCAGUAUGCUACAUGUCCUCACCAUUUGCUUCCCCCAUUUGAGGAAACCAAACAAAGCGGCGGAUCAAUUCCACAUGAAAAACUCAACUGUAAUGAUAAUUUACACACCUUGAGAAAAAUAUACCAUGACAUAUUACGCUUUUUUAAAGCUACGAAAAUGAGAGAUUGGAAGAAAAGGGGAACCCCGUUUGGCCACUUGGCCAACCGCCAAUCAAAGACGCUACCCAGAAGAGGUCCAAACCAGAUCCCCUUUUUGAAGUUCCUCUUUUCCGCUAAUUUCCGCCUUCUCCUGUAUGAGUACAGGUACGCAUUUUACCUGCUACGGGAGAUGCGCCGGGCCCUGCAGUUCGUCUUCCCGCGGGUGAAGUGA